Varroa destructor (honeybee mite) is the source of this 1427-nucleotide messenger RNA. RefSeq names its product epithelial sodium channel subunit beta-like. Lineage: Eukaryota; Metazoa; Arthropoda; Arachnida; Mesostigmata; Varroidae. The record is from RefSeq and is a predicted model, not a curated record. Gene Ontology annotation, cellular component: plasma membrane. Gene Ontology annotation, molecular function: ligand-gated sodium channel activity. Gene Ontology annotation, biological process: sodium ion transmembrane transport.
AUGGCCUUAGCAUCUCGCUCUCGUCAAAGCCAGGUUCUUGCUUCCGACGCCUGGGAACUUUUCACAGGCGCGCUCAACCUUGACGGGAAGCAUCUUCAGCGAGGAAUCCCGGCAGCAUUACUAAGUUCGGGCUGUAGCCUAGCUGAGUUUACUGUGGCCAAUGGCGGCAAUAUUAUGAGGGCUCGACGUGAGAGCUGUCAUGACGUGAACGAGCUACUCCUACCAAGUGGGCAUAACAAAUUUGAGUGGGACGUUAAAUCUCGCCUGUCUAGCGCACACUCACCCUCCGAGCUGCUCAACUGUUUUAUGAGGUCGUCGGUGUCCUCGUGUGAUUCUUUCGAAUGUCAGGCGAACAUAGAGAUGACCUACUUCCGAUUACCGUCUCAGAUGUGCUACACGAUCGAUAUGUACCGGAAACUAAAUAACAAUGUUAACCAUCCAAUGAGCUCGUGUCAGACACCUUGGAAUUACGAUUUAACUGUCUCUGGUCAGUGGAACCCGAACACGACAUGGAGUCUACGCCAGGGAGACACGCUGCCAUUAAUUAUCCAUGAACCACUAAUGGUGCCCCCGGAGAGGCUUUCGUCAAUCAUGAUUGAACCUGGUAUGGAUUACACGAUCAGCGUGACACAAAACAAAAUUCGUCGCUUACCAAAGCCGUAUUCUUCCAAGUGCGUCGAUUACCAGAAAAUAGGCUUUAAAGACACCUUCUAUGGAUUUCUCAACCUGGAUCUCUGUAUCCAAGAGUGUCGCAUGGAAAUCGAAUUGAGGCUAUGCGGGUGCGUUCGAACCGUCAAUGAAUUCGCGCAUCGUUUUCAGGGAGGAGUGCAUUUUUGCGACAUGGCUCGAGACGAGAUGUGUUCGCGGACAACUGCAAGUGUUCCGGGAGUCUAUGCCAAAUGUGACAAAAAAUGCGAGGCGCCGUGCGAGGAGAUCAUCUACGACGUACGUUUAACAUCGUUUGCAGAAGACAAGUCCGAAAAUAGCCGUAAAUCCUUCCGUUACACCGUGAAAUUCGCUUCAUAUUCACAAAAGAUACUUGAGUACCAACCGACCUUGUCAAUCGUCGAGAUGUUCGGGUGCAUGGGCGGGUACAUCGGAAUAUGGCUUGGAUUCUCCCUGCUUUCAGUGCUUCUUGGACUAAAUGAGCUUCUAUGGAAGUUGCACAAACAACGGCACCUUACGACGAAAAUUGUCCAACUUACAUCGGCAAUAGCAACAGUUGCGUCUACAACAGAAACAGAAGAUCGGAAGACCACUUCGCGGCCUGCCAUAGAUAAACAAACACAACACGUCAAGCUUUUUCAGCUGAAGAGCGCAAGUGGCCCCCAGCUCGUUUAUCGCUGAAAAACAUUUUAAAAAAAUGAAGCAAUUUAUUCAGUAGAGUGUAAAAUGUGUAGUCUAGGCGAAAAAAAAACCAGCGUAAA